GCGCCUGCAGUGUGCGUGCGUCCUGCGGUCCGCCGCCAAAUUCAAACAGAGGAAGAAAGAAGGAGCAGCAGCAGCAGCAGGAGGCAACAAAAGCACGACGGAGGACAGACGAUCUCACAACUCUCAGCUUGGUCAGCAUGGCGUCUUCAGUGAUGGAUGGAGUUGGUAAAGCUGUGGUGGGAGUAUGGCGAGCACAUACAGUCCUGGAUGAGUCCGAUGGGGCAGAGAGCUCCCCGGAAGCCCCAGACCGUUUCCGCAAGCUCCGGUCCUCGUCUUCACUCAACUCCCUGCGAAUGUCUCUGCGCAAGCGGCUCCCGCUACGCUCUGUCCAGACCAACUCCCUCCCUGAGAAUCCCACAUGGGAAACCGCAAAGGAGCAACCAAAACCCAGCAAAGUCCACAAACUUACUCGCAGUGCUCGGAACUCCAUCACUGAAGUGUGCCAGAAGCUGCAGAGGACUAGACAGUUUGUACGGGAGGAAUGUUUGGUUGCGACUCCAGGCCAAACGUGUGAUGGGGAAGAAGCUGGUGCCUCAACUUCUCGCACUCCACGGCGUACACCGGCCCGAGCUGCGACCCCCAGACGCACCCCCAGGGCGGCAGCCACACCUGGACGUACUCCAGGCUCUAGGGGGAGAAAGACCCCAGAGGCUGGUGUACGGGGGGUGAAAACAGGAGGCGGCAGGAGGCAGCUGGUCCGAAUGGCUGCGUUGCGAAGUCCUUUUGCCUCACCCAACACACAGAACCAGAGGCUAAAAUUCGACAGAGAUCUGGAGUCUGUGUCCAGCGGACUCAGGAGGCUCAAGCGUCUGUCCAGGGCCUUCGAUGACAUGAUCGGCAGAGACGACAGACCCAGUAUACGGGAGCAUUGCGGUGGAACGUUGAUGAGAAAGCUGGACCCCAGCGGGAAACUCAGUCGCUCCAACCUCACACGUCGAGCCACGCACCUCUCAGACACAUUGGGGGGUUGGGCCAACACAGCUGUGAACACUAUUCGAAAACCCAACUGAACUACAUGCAUGUGUGUAUGUAAAAACACAGGACCUCUGUAGCCAUGUUUCACAUAUAUCAUUUUAUAAGGGCGUCACUGUUAGAUUUACAUGUAUUGUUGUCAUGAAUCUGAGAGACUGUUACAUGGACACUUUUUUUCUUCUAUUUAUGCUCUGUGUAGGAAGCAGCAUCUAUAGUGUGUAAUUGUUGUUUACACGGCUCCAGUUAGCUAGUCGUGGGUAAGAUAUCCUCAUUGUAGCUACCAAAGGGAUUUCUGUAUUGCGUAUGUACGUGUGUCAUAGCUGCUUCAACCAAAUGUCCUAGUUACAUUUUGAAAUACUAAUAUUGUUUUUUGUAUUUACUCUCUGCAUAGAAACUUUUGACUAGUUUCUGAAAUGUAAUUUAAAAGAAAUGCUGCAUGAGAGCAAAAGUGCAUCUGCAGAACUAACACUAAAUUUACUGACUGACGAAGGGAAGAUGCACUUUCCUCUAUUUUAUAUGAAUGCAAUAAUGUUACUAACAUUUGUUCUGCCUUUUUUUGAAUUGUCAUUUGAUUAUACCAAAUUGUAUAGUGCAUUUUCUAUGAAAGGGGACUUUUUAUAUAGAAGACAGAUUUGAAUGGGAUAUUUUCUUUUCUUUUUUUCAAUACUUUCCUUCAACAUUUGUGAUGGCCUGUGGAUGAUUCAUGCGCAAAUAGUGUACGCAUAAAUCAUCCUAUGAUGUGAUGGGGAAGAUGUAAUGGCUCAUUGCCUGAUGGUGUUAUGAAGCCACAUCCCGGAGGUUAUUAAUGUCAAGCAAACAGCCUCAAAUGAAGCAAAACGUCUCUCACCUGCCAAAGCGAGACAUUGUGUUCCAGUGUGGAAAAAAAAAACACCCAAUAAAACCUGUAAUUUUCAUGAACCCAAA
This is a messenger RNA of Scophthalmus maximus (turbot), 1896 nucleotides long. RefSeq lists its product as uncharacterized. The transcript is spliced from 5 exons. The coding region runs from base 138 to 1010 and encodes 290 amino acids. NCBI's taxonomy places the organism in Eukaryota, Metazoa, Chordata, Actinopteri, Pleuronectiformes, Scophthalmidae. The record is from RefSeq and is a predicted model, not a curated record.